AUUAAUCGAAGAAGUACAAUUUUCACCAGUAGAGGGCGGCAUUGUACGUCUGUCAUGUGAUGAGUAAAGUUUUUCUCGGUCACCUGUCACUAAAAUAGUCUUGGUAUUUUAUAAACCGUGAAAAACUUGCAGAAUGGCCCAGAUACGCAGCGUUGUUCUCCACACAUUCUGGUGGCUUUUCUUGGCCACUAGCAUAGUGCUUAUCUUCCAAUUCGUUCUUACUGGCAAAGGUGAACGUGUAAGUGUUGGUUGGUUCCUAGCAUCCACAUCACCAUAUAUGUGGGCAUGUCUUGGAAUUGGCUUGUCGGUGGCAUUAUCUGUGGUAGGAGCAGCUCUGGGCAUUCAUACAACAGGCACCAGCAUUGUGGGCGGUGGUGUAAAAGCUCCACGAAUAAAGACAAAGAAUUUAAUUUCAGUCAUCUUUUGUGAGGCUGUCGCCAUUUAUGGACUCAUCACUGCUAUCGUUUUAUCCGGAUUGUUGGAAUCGUUUACAAUGUCCUCAGCACUAGAGAAUCAAACUGUAAUGAAUAAUAAUUGGUUUGGAGGAUACGUGAUGUUUGGUGCAGGGUUGGCAGUUGGUUUGGUGAAUCUAUUCUGUGGUAUUGCUGUUGGCGUUGUUGGCUCCGGCGCUGCGCUUGCUGAUGCAGCUAAUUCAGCGCUUUUUGUGAAAAUUUUGAUUGUGGAAAUUUUCGGUUCAGCCAUUGGACUUUUCGGUCUGAUUGUAGGCAUUUACAUGACGUCCAAAGUUAAAAUGGGUGACAAGAGAGACUAAGCUAAAAAUGCAAUGCAGGAGGUUGGUACGAGCAAUUAAAAACACAGCACAGCUCAAAGAAAAGUACCAUACAUAACAUAUAUACAUGUCUAAAUUAGUCAACAUGCUCUUGAAAGCAAUUAAAAAUUCCACUCAAAAACAAUGAUGAAGUCUUUCACUCAUUCUUCGUUUUUGGAUUAUACUUAUUAUCAAUUCGUAUUAGAAGUACAUAUUUUGAUUAGUCAAAUUAAAAUUUAUCUACCUAAAAGAGCACAAUGGUUCACCGCAAUUCGAAAUAAGCCACAAAUUACCCAACUCAUUCCACAUAAUACAAAUAUUUGAUGAGCAGAGUAUUUGAAUAUCAUAAUUUAAAUGUGUGCCAAUAGGCCUAGAAAAAGAAUUGAUGAUACUGCUCAACAGCAAAAAAAAAAUUCAACAAUAUACGAAAAACAAAAAAUAAUGAAAUUACGACUAACAACUUGAUUCUCUCAUUGGGGACAAACCGAAAAUUCUGCUACAAAAACGAUCGACUCUGGUAUCAUCAAAUCGAACAGCGUCUUGGACAUAGUUACAGUGCUGUAUAGUGUGUUGUAUUAAGUUUAAUAUUUGCUAAUUUAAUUAAGCUAAGGUAAGUUCGGCUGUUUAAGUCCGAUUCAAAACGAAUUUCAAUAGUUUUAUGUUGGCGACUUGUACAUAAAUAUCAGCAUCAAAUAACAUCUAUACAUACAUAUUAAGACAUAUGUAUGUAUAUCAAUUUACUUACUAUUACUUUGAAAUUCGAUUUGAAUCCACAUGAGGCACGAACCAUUAGAUAUUAUAAACAAAAAACAUUAAAACGAGUGUGUGUUCCCUUUUUGUAGAUUAUUUAUUGUUAAUGUAUAAAGGAUUAACCAUACUUAUUUUAUACAUUUAACUGCAUAUUAAGAUUUAUUGUAUGUACUAAAUUAUCCAGUGUAUAAAACGGCAUAUGUUAAUGUAUAAACAAAUUUAACGAAAGUAUUCAACAAUAAAUUUAUGUUGCUGGUUCUCUUUACAGAAAUU
Molecule: messenger RNA, 1792 nt
Organism: Bactrocera oleae (olive fruit fly)
Lineage: Eukaryota; Metazoa; Arthropoda; Insecta; Diptera; Tephritidae
Gene: VhaPPA1-1
Product: Vacuolar H[+] ATPase PPA1 subunit 1
Biological process (GO): proton transmembrane transport
Cellular component (GO): membrane; proton-transporting V-type ATPase, V0 domain
Molecular function (GO): proton-transporting ATPase activity, rotational mechanism
Source: RefSeq, a predicted model, not a curated record